Messenger RNA from Caenorhabditis auriculariae, 515 nucleotides. Lineage: Eukaryota; Metazoa; Nematoda; Chromadorea; Rhabditida; Rhabditidae. The record is from the annotation of a GenBank genome assembly.
AUGGCAAAAAAAUACGAAAUGAGUCAAGGAUCGAUGAGAACUAUUGUCAAGGACAAGCUGAAGAUGAUUCCCUACCGUAUGCAGAAAGGAGCCUUCCUCAAUCAAAAAAACAAGACAUUGCGGAUGGAAAAGGCCCGAAAGCUGCUCGCUGGCACGAAAGAUGGCUCGCAUCUGACGACGCUAUUUACCGACGAGAAAAUCUUCACUGUGGAGCCGAACAAGAACGGCCAAAAUCAUCGGAUCAUCGCUACUGACUAUCAGAGUGCCUGUGAAAAAGGAAAAAAAUUCUGAAUAAAAACUUCGCAUCCGGCUUCCGUGAUGGUUUUUUUGCCGGAAUUACCGCUGACGGCAAAACUCCGCUGAUUUUUUUGUGGAUCCUGGAGUCAAAGUGAACCAAGUAUACUACAGGGAGAAGAUUUUAAAGUUGAGGGUGUUGCCCUGAGCCAAUUCUCACUACGGAAACCGACCAUGGACCUUCCAGCAAGACGGCGCCCCCGCUCAUCGUGCCAAAGUGA